This is a messenger RNA of Clonostachys rhizophaga, 2181 nucleotides long. The record is from the annotation of a GenBank genome assembly. Lineage: Eukaryota; Fungi; Ascomycota; Sordariomycetes; Hypocreales; Bionectriaceae.
AUGGGUAUCCUUUCAGACCGGCUGCCCUUGCGGCCAUCCCAUGCCCCAAAAGUCCCAACACCUGAAUCGAUCCUCCAGCAGCCCUCGCUGGAAGACAGGGAGAAAGAGCUCACCAUCGGAAUCAAAGAUGUGAUCUUCUCUGACUUCGACCCAGGUGUCUUCAACAGCGAGCUCAUCAAGCUGAAGCUCUACGCCAAGCCUGACCCUCAACAUCCCGAGAAGGACCCAAAGCUUGGGGAUGGUGAUAUUAAGGAGGGUACCUACGCCGGAACUCAGGCUGCCUUGACACAUGCGUACAGCCGUAUUGAACGAAGUUUUGAAUCCUACUUUGAUGUUUUACAAAUCGAGCCCACCUUGCCUAGGCAAAUGGAUUUGGCGACCAAGAAAGCCAUUUAUCAAUGGAGUGCUUACCCAAAGAAUCCCGACGGAACUGAUGCCGACUACCCGCCGCAUCUGAAGACCAUCCCGGACAAGGACCAAGUGUCCGUCUUGAAGAUAUUCAAUGCUCUGGGACUUGCCGAGACGCAGCUUCUCAUCAAGCAAGUUGUUCCUGACACCCUUCUCGGGAAAACGGCAAGGUGGCUGUUGGAACUCGUGAAUGGAGAUGUUAGUGACGCUGCUGAUCAGGGCUCAAAGAUCAAAGCCUAUGAAGAAUACAACCGAAACCACCGCAGGUCUGGCACAGACAUUGCACUGGGUGCCAACAUCGGACUUCUGGACGACUGGUAUAGUGACCGCCGUUUCGCAGACCAAUCAUUGACUGGAACCAAUCCCACAACCAUCGAAAAGGCACCUGAAGAUCUCUUGGCCGAAUUCGUUGAAGCUGCUAAGCGAGGUGGCUACACGCAUUGGGCCGACACCAUUCCCAAGAUCAGUCGUGAUUCUCUCUUUGUGCAAGACUGUCGAUAUUUCAGGACCGCUCUCGGUGCUGAUCCUGACGAGGACCUGUAUCACAAGGAGCCCCUUUCUGAUAACAGCUGGGCAUGUGCUGCAGUCACUCUGUUCCAACUUCACGCCGACGGCAAACUUUUCCCCAUCGCCAUUGUAUGCGACUACAAGGGGACUAUGGAGAAGUCAGUCACCAUUUUCAACCAGCGCAAGCUCCCUAGUGACCCUACAGAUAAGGAAAGCACCGACUGGCCUUGGCGAUAUGCUAAGACAUGCGCUCAGGUAUCAGACUGGAUUCGCCAUGAAGUUGGAGUUCACCUUACAAAAGCCCAUAUGGUCGAGGAGGCUAUCAUUGUGGCAACCAACCGGUCAAUCCCGAUGAACCACAUCAUUUACAAGAUCCUGGAGCCUCAUUGGUACAAGACCUUGUCACUGAAUGCUGCCGCCAGGUCCACUCUUGUGCCUCAGGUCAUCAAGGAUUUAGUCGGCGUAAAGACUGACAUGCUCUACCGCUAUGGUCGAUAUGAGUAUGAGAACUUUGACUACGUCAAGGGCUAUAUCCCCAACGAUUUAAACAGCCGAGGCUUUCCGAACACGACCGAAGGCCUGGCUAACCCCAAGUUUAAGAACUACGCAUAUGGCAAGAACAUGCUCUCCAUGUGGCAAUGUAUCCGUGCCUAUGUGAAGGACAUGCUUCUCAUUCAUUACGACCUAGACACCGCUGACAAGGCAGUUCGAGAGGACGCCUAUAUACAAGAUUGGUGUAACGAAGUCCAAACAAAGGGUUGGAUUAAGACCUUUCCCACCAUUCAGACGUUCGACCAGUUGUGCGAUGCACUCACCAUGAGCAUUCACAUUGCCGCUCCUUUCCACAGCUCGGUCAACUACCUCCAAAAUUUCUACCAGGCGUUUGUUUUAGCUAAGCCCCCAUGCCUCUGCAGCCCCCUUCCCACGAGUCUCGAAAAGCUUCAAAAGUACACCGAGCAGACUCUUGUUGAUGCCCUUCCUAUUGGCAGAUCGAGACAGUGGCUGUUGGCAGUGCAAGUCCCCUGGCUCCUCAGCUUCAAAGUCGCGAGCGAUCGGAGCUUGAUCACAUUCGCGCAGUCUCAGUGGAGAGCACACACCGGCAGUGACGAUGAGGAUAAGAAAAUCAGAGACAACAGCGAGCGUUUUUUCAAGGGGCUGAAGACGCUCGAGGCCGAGUUCGUGCAGACGAGCAGGGGAAUGGAUGAUGGCAGUAUCCCUUACAUGGUCAUGGAUCCAUCAAACACAGCUGUCUCUAUUCUUAUCUAA